UAAACCAUCCUCUACUAAUCUCACAUAAUCACAAAUCGUUAAUAUCAAUCCACCAUCUCAAGUAGAAAAUUUUCUCAUCCAUUAAAGAAAAAAAAACUUGUUCAUUCGUUACAUUUUUUGUAAAUCAUUGUACAGUGUUUCUGGUUGGUGUGUUUUAAUUUUCUAAAAAGACCAAAAAAUAACAACAACAUGCAUGAAGUGUCCUCCACAUCAUCAAAGUACCAACGUAUUAUAAUCUUCGUACUAAUGUCUUUCUGCUUGAGCAUUUGUCUUUUGUAAAAGAAGGAAUAAAAAAGUUGCAUGCAGAACGACUUCAAAUGUGAGUCACCAUGAAAAAUCCGUCAUGGUUCGUCUUCGGCGUAAUUCAUCUUCUUUGUGCAUGCACUGCAACUGGAGAAGCGAAGAAGAGGAGACCACAAGAAGUACACGUUCAACCCAACGGACCUCAAAUGGGCCAAGCAGGCUACCUAACCUGCCCAGUCUUCGGCGACAACGGCUGCCGAAUAAUCUGCGAAAUAUUCUGCGACUUUUACAACUGCCAAAGUCAAGGCCAGUGCUCAAACGACACCAUCUGCAACUGUUACGAAAAAUACAACAUUUUUUCCCAACAAUUGACACCUCAUCAAUACCAAACUCUUCCAACUUCUACCAUAUGGCGAUAUAAAUUCGGUUUCUCGCCAAAUGCCACCUCGUUAUACUACAUCUUGCAAAAAUCAGGCGACCUUUGGGAAAACUUCGAACCAGUUUUACGCAAUCCGGCUCAAACCGCCAUCAGUAUAAAAUCGCAUCUUUUAUAUUUACACCCGGAUUGGUCCUUUAUUCGCAACCUGAUACCGAAAAGACAAGGCUACGUGGAUGAUUUCAUCAGCCAUCAUGCCAGUAAAUACGACGACGAGCAUAUUGAAUUUUACAACGAUAUGGUAAUGGAUUACAUCGCCGAUAAGUAUUACUAUAGUUUAAAAGGGCUCAGAAAUAAACCGCAUCAAACAAUGGGUAAUCCGAAAUCGCGCCAACAGACUAAAUACUUUUAUAAAUUAGUGAAUUUGUGUCAAAAUGCUUGGCUUAUGGAUUACGUCAAGGAUUUCGUUCAAAGAAAAGGGUACGAUGAUUCGUACCUGAUGGAGUUAUUGGAUCCGAAAGGUAGGAAGCAAAUUGCAAGGAGUGGAUUGCUAAGUCUAUUGAUUAUAUCGACGAUCGAUUUCUUAAUGAAUUACGAAAAAUAUUAUAAUAAGAGUACGAUAUAUGGUAGUCAGAAACAUACUGUUUAUUAUCUUUUAAGUAAAAGACAAAUUGACGAGUUGAAUGAUUUGGAUUUCGACGAUUUCGAAGAGGAAAUGGCCAAAGCGAUGGGCCAGCAACCUUGGACGUAACGCAGUGGACUUUCAGGGUAUUAAUUUUAUAUGUAAAAUUUAAUUUUUACAAAUAACUCGUGCUUACAAAAACUUGAAAUAAUUUGAAUUUUAGUUCCUGAAAUUAUUUUUUGAUCUGUGUUUAGAUCAAUGGCAGGGCUCGUACUCAAUAUAUCACAAAACAAGGUAACUUCUGGAACCAAAAAAGUUACAAAACAAAAUUUAAAAAUUUAAUCCAGAAAAAAAAUACCAAAAAACUCGAUCGAGAUUUGGGACAAUUUUAGCAAAAGGCACAUAUUUUUGGAAAUGAUCUGCAAAAAAAGAAAUACCUACAAAAAUCCUUUGUAAUUUUUGUCAAAAAGAAUUAUGUUCGUUCACAGAAAUAGAAUAAUACGAUGAUUAGAUUGAUUACUAACUAAAAUAUACCUACUUAUUCAUUGCA
This is a messenger RNA of Planococcus citri (citrus mealybug), 1791 nucleotides long. RefSeq lists its product as uncharacterized. Bases 330 to 1370 code for a protein of 346 amino acids. NCBI's taxonomy places the organism in Eukaryota, Metazoa, Arthropoda, Insecta, Hemiptera, Pseudococcidae. The transcript has 4 exons. The record is from RefSeq and is a predicted model, not a curated record.